CGCGUCCCCGACGACAUUGACGAGAACCCGCACGUAGCUGUCAGUAGGAACUGCAGGCUGCUGGUGCUGGAUGUUGGAUGUAGCUCUGCUGCUGCUGCUCUGCUGUUUUGGAUAAAUUAAACAAAGAAAGAAAGUCAUUUUUUGUGUCAGAAUGAAAACUAUUUCUUGCAAGAAGGUUGCUUGAAUUUGGCGAGAAUGGUCGCAGCAAGUCCGCAUGUGUAACCGAGGUAACAGACACAUUCAGCUAAUGCUAAUGCUAAUAGCCACAUUAGGCUAAAACAAGCUAACUUAGCUAGCAGGUAGCUUAGCAACUAGCUAGCUCCGUCAGCUCUUCCAGGUCCUCUCUCCGUUCAGAGGUUCCUGCUCUCCGGUGUGUCGGUCAUUUGUCGUGUUUUCACUUCACGGAGAGGAGGUUGUUGAACCGGAGCUGUGGCGGGGGGAUCGUACGGAUAGGAACCCCCCUGGCUGGCUGUCCUGUCCAAGCUCCAGGCGGACGGAUCACACUGACACGCCGGUCCCGGGAGAGAUCAGAGUGGAACCAUGGCCGAACUCUACUCCCUAUCCCCAUCACCCCCUGCAUUGGGUGAUCCUCAUGCAGCUCUAUCCAUCCCUCCAUCCUCAUCAGUGCACCCUGCUACAAACAGCCCUGCUCCAGAGUCUGCCAGGGAGAUGCCCACACCCAAGUCUUCACUCUAUAAUGACAAAUCGUUGACUGGAAACACUUCUGCAGCACCGUCAGGGGGUUCACCCAUGACUCCCCACCCACCCAUGAUUCCUCCCAAACCCACUGCUGAGACCCCCCUCACAUUAUUGGUACAAGAGGCUGCUCCACAGAGAGAGGAAUCAGCAGGGAAAGAUGCAGAGACUGGAGCUCAUGUUAUUCAGCAGGAAACGAUGAUCAGUGACCCACCAGCUGCACAGCUCUUGAAUACUGAAACAGAGACCACAGCACUGUCAAGCGAGCCAUCAGCUCAGAGCGAAGUGCAACCGGCAUCCCCCUCUACUGAGGUCAAUCCUGGUCCUAAUCUAUACCCCAAUGUGCAUGUCACACACAACACAAAUCCUGUCAUGGAUGAGGGUCAAUUUACAGCAGGCCAACCCCAAAUCACUGCAGCUUCCAUUCCCACUCCCACUCCCACUCCCACUCCCACUCCCACUCUCACUCCCACUCCCACUCUCACUCUCACUCCCACUCCCAUUCCCACUCCCACGCCUGCUCCUCCAGCAUCCACUGAUACGGCAGCAUCAGCAACAGUCGAAGAGGAGAAACAUCAGCCACUUCAACAAGCACAAGUCCUUCAAAGUCAGCCUGCUCCUCCUCCUCCUCCUCUCUCCCCAAAGCCUGACAUUCACAGUGAAGCAAUGAAAGCAGCGCUGCCCAACACCCCUACCAGAGCCGAGCACCACAGCCCUACUGUCCCACUGAUUCAAGAGCCGGCCUUCCCGCUGCCCUACCCCAGAUCCCGGCCGGCCCCUGACACGCUCAGCUAUCUGGAGUCAGCCAGCCUGAUGUCGGGGACGUUGGAGUCUCUAUCUGGGCUUGGAGAGGACGGCAGCUCUAUUGGCUCAGACUCAGAGAUCAAUGGCAUGACUGUCAGACGCACUGAUAAAUAUGGCUUCCUUGGUGGGAAUCAGUACAGUGACACCGGUGAAAAGGACCUUCGAGUGGAAGUGGCCAGACAGAGGGAGGUAAAAUGGCUUGACAUGUUCCACCACUGGGAUAAAUGGGUCAAGCAUCGCUUCCAGAAGGUGAAGAUGCGCUGCAGGAAGGGGAUUCCAUCUUCUCUCAGAGCCAAAGCCUGGCAGCUGCUGUCCAACAGCCAGGAGCUCCUGGACGCCAACCCUGGAAAAUUUGAGGAGCUGGAGAGAGAGCCGGGAGAAGCUAAAUGGCUGGACAUUAUAGAGAAGGAUCUCCACAGACAGUUCCCCUUCCAUGAGAUGUUCGCUGCUCGCGGUGGCCACGGACAACAGGAUCUGUACCGGAUCCUGAAGGCCUACACCAUCUACCGGCCUGACGAGGGCUACUGCCAGGCCCAGGCUCCAGUGGCUGCAGUGCUGCUCAUGCAUAUGCCUGCUGAGCAAGCUUUUUGGUCCCUCGUCCAGAUAUGUGAGAAGUACCUUCCCGGCUACUACAGCGCUGGAUUGGAAGCGAUCCAGCUGGAUGGCGAGAUCUUCUUCUCCCUGCUGCGGCGUACGUGUCCGAUGGCGUACCGCCAUCUUAAGAAGUUCAAGAUUGACCCGAUUCUCUACAUGACUGAGUGGUUCAUGUGCAUCUUCUCACGCACCUUACCCUGGGCCAGUGUGCUGCGCGUAUGGGACAUGUUCUUCUGUGAAGGGGUGAAGAUAGUGUUUCGUGUGGGCCUGGUGCUUCUGAAACAGAUGCUCGGCUCUGUGGAUAAACUUCGGGAACUACAGGGCAUGUAUGAAACCAUGGAGCGUCUAAGGAACAUCUCACCUGAUGCUAUCAGAGAGGACAUCUUGGUACAAGAGAUCAUCAUUCUCCCGGUGACGGAGUCACUCAUAGAGAGGGAGUGCAACAUCCAGGUGAGGAAGUGGAGGGAGUCCAGAGGGGAGCUGACUCACCAGCCAGGCCGCCGCCUCCACGGUACGAGGGCCAUCUUCGAGUACAAACGCCGCGCUGCCUCCAUCAGCUCUGGCGGCAGCUUCUCUUUCUUGGGUACUUCGAUCCCUCCGCCAGGACCCCUCAGGGCCUCCUCCAGCCUCCUCUCACUUCCUGGCUUCCGCAGGUCCAAGGCUCCUUUCCACUCCCACACCAAGAAGGGCUCCUUCUCGGGGCCUUCAGGGAUGGAGGGCCUGACGCAGCAGUCCCGACCUGCUAUGACAUCAAGCCCAGAACGAGGCCCCAUCCAUAAACCACCUAUGCCUCCAGGGGCAGGUCAGAGGGCACCAACACCCCAGAUUCGGAGCCCCUUAGUCGCGGGUGCGGCUGGCUCAUCACGUGGUCCUGCUCAGGCCUCAGAAGUCGACUCGGCACAGGGCCAGCCUCCUGCUGCGGCCCCAACAACACAAAGCACAGCACCGCCGCCCAGCAUGCUAUCCCCCUCCCCUAAGAUCGUCUCUGAGAAAAUCACUCCCACUCUCCCGUCUCCUACGGCAAACAACGCACCUCUGCCGCCAGUUACAGAUUCGAAAAAAGAAGUGGCGCCGGCGGCUGAUGCCACAACCGGAGAGGAAGAGGUGGUGAAGAAGAAGAAGAAGAGCAAAGAAGACAAGAAGAAGGAAAGGGAAGACGAGAAGAAAAAAAUGAAGGAAAAGAAAGAAAAUGACAAGGCUGAAAGAGAGAGGCUGAGGAAGGAGAAAGAGAGGCUAGAAAAAGAGAAGAAGAAAGGGGGGAAGAAAAAGGACAAAGGGGGAGGAGAAGCUGAGGACAAAAAUGGAGCUGCAGCAGCGAGAGAUUCGGCCUAGUUUCCACCCCGUCAUUCCAGGAUAAUGAAAAGGGACGCUGAACAAAAAAAGAGGUCAGGGGAACAAAAGACCCCCAGACACAGAAAGAGUGAUUAAUAAAAAAAAAAUGGGAUAGCUUCCUGUAUAACGCAUCAUUUCAAAGACGUAAUGUAGUCCCGGGACUAUGGUGGAGAAAACUGGAUCAUGGUUUUAAUAGCACUUCGGUGGGCUUUUUGCCCCUCGCUCAAUGAUUUCUUUUUCACCAAGUUUUAGCAAGAUGGGACAAAUUUCCUUUUUCAACUGGAGCAUGGACUGUGAAUUAUUACAGGUUACAGUCAUUAUCUCUUUUAGUUUUUUAAUUCUUUUUGUUUUCAUUUUUUUAUUAUUUUAAUCAGAUUGAUGACAGUGGUUAGACUCAAAGGAUUGUUGAACUGAAGGUUUGCAGAAGUAGUUCUGGUGCCAUAGAGUAUGUAAAUAAGAAGUGUAGCUACAGUACAUAGGAUCCUGUUAGCACUCCACAUGCCCCGUCAUUUCUCGUCUGUUGACAAGUGACAAAAAGAAAACCCUUCGAAGUCGUCUCAAACACAGGCACUGAAGGCAGAAAUGCUAGUAAUGUUGUUGAGGAUGUAUUUAUUGUCAUGUUAAAUGUUGUGAGUGAGUGUGUGCCUUAGUAGUGUAGUGAAAUGUGUUACUGUUCUCUGUGUGGCCUCCCUGUUUGCAGUCUGUUCGUUUUCUCUCAAGUCAAACCAUUUAAUCCCGAGUGGUUCUCCCCAAAUUCUUCUGGAAUAAAUCUGAAGGGGGAAAUGGACACAGAAGAAAAGAGAGAGACAAUUAAGAAUACAACCAGACAUCAUGAGGUGUGUUUUGACAAAAGAACACACAGGGAGCGUUUUAUUGUUUUUAUUUCAAUAUCUUGUGUCUGAGGUUGAUUUUUGCAAAAAAGCAGGGGCAACAUUAUUGAUAAACUGGUUGCAUGAAAACCUGCAGUACCCAGCAGAGACUGUGCACGAGUCCUGCAGACCAAAUCUGUAAAAUUAGUAUUAUUUUGACAAACAAAAUCCUACAUGUGUAUUUUUUAUUUAGCCAAAUUUCAGCAUGGGUGAGAAGAACCCAUUAGAAUGUGAUUUCAAGUAUCUUAAAGAAAAUGAAGGAUGAUUUUUGCACUUGUGAUUUCGUCACAAAGUACCACUGAAGUCGACCACUCCGUUAGUGUUGUGACGUAGAAAACGCGAUUCUCAACAGGCCGGUGUCGUAGUUUGAAGUCUGCCUGGAGGACCUAUUGGAAGCCACUUGACUGGAGGUGCCAGGUGUGCCAAUGUAGCAUUAACCUCUGAUCUCUGACCUUCGGGCUCUGGUGUAUUUAUGUACAAAGUGGUUAAUUUAAUCAAAUAUAGUAUAUUAUGAAUUAUUAUUAUUAUUAUUUUGGAUCUGACUAUUUUUCUAUGUGAGUAAGACACCUGGUUGACUGGAACGAUGGCCGACUACACACUGUGUAGCUGCAGGGGGAUCAUUUAAGUGUUUAAUUUCUUUUCUUUGCACGCCAAGUCCUCUGCUUUUACACAACAAACUUGAUGCAUGUCUUUUUGCUAUUAUUUAAGUUUACUGUCACUGUUGGUUUGGUCAACUAAAGGUUCACGAGUCUCCAGUUUACUGAAGUGUAGGGCUGCAACUAACAAUUAUUUUCAUUGUCGAAUAAUCUGUCAACUAUUUUCUUGAUUAAUUGGAUUAGUCGUUUGGUCUAUAAAAUAUCAGAAAAUGGUAAAAAAAAAAAAAAAAAAAAGUGUUUCACAAAGCCUGAGAUGAUGUAUUCAAAUGUCAUGUUUUGUCCACAACUCAAAGAUAUUCAGUUUACUGUCAUAGAGAAGUAAAGAAACCAGAAAAUAUUCACAUUUAAGAAGCUGGAAUCAGAGAAUUUUUACUUUUUUUUUCUUAAACAAUUACUCAAACCGAUUAAUCGAUUAUCAAAAUAGCUGGCGAUUUAAUUUAAUAAUCGAUUAAUGGUUGCAGCUCUACUGAAGUGCAGUAUUAAAUUGACUGAGUGGAAAAAUGGGCCUCCGACAGAACAAACAGCAAGUGAUUCAGACAGAACGUUUGGAAGUUGAAGGUCUUAAUCGUACUGUUUAAUAUACUAAGAGGUGAUUUAUGAGCUUUGAAUAGUUCUUUAAUUCGACAUCUUGAGUGUGUCUGUCUCACCAAGUUGUGUUCAUGAUGACUAAUAACUCCCUAACCUAUUUACACUCAGUGUUCUGUACUGUUAACAUAUUUAUGCAUACAUUAAACUGCACUGAACCCCAUCAGUAUACGAUGAAUAGUGCCAGGUAGUUAGUGUAAAACCAUUUGAUGGCAAAAAAAAACAUUGAUGCUCUUUAACUGUACUGUUUUUGUAGUUAAGGAUUAGAGGGACUUUCGUGUAAUUGUAGCCAACAUGUCCUGCAUUUUCAUUGUUUUUCACAAGUCUUUACAUGGCUGUCAUUCAAAUAUAGAAAUAUCACUCCCUCCCACAGAUUAGUGUUAGUGAGGAUAACCUGAACACAUCUAUGCAAACCAUCCUCCAUCAUGACUGUUGAUGGUGACAGCAGCACUGAUUUCACCUCUGAUCGGUGCCGUGGGAGAAAAUGGAUGUUGUGCUUUUUCUGAGCACACUUUCACGCCCGUGGACGACAAUAGUUUAUGAGCAAUAGGUCCUCACAGCUCAUGUCUUGAUGUCUCUUAUUUCAGAGGGCUUAAGCCGCCGUGAUGAUCAAAUUAAUAAUCUCUCUAGUUUAUGGAAUCGGCACUGCAAUACUGAGGACGAAUCCGUUUUUGUCAGGUCCUUUGUGCAUUUCUGCAUCGAUCCUGCAAUCGUUCCUCUUGAUUGCAGUUGAUUGGGAGUGACUACCCACUAAUGCAAAUAUUUGAAGAAGCGUUUCAGCUGUUUUUUUCUCCCCCCCAUGCCGUUACAUCUUUUUGUGUUUUUUAAGUUUACAUUGUCACUCUCUCUGGCGAAAGUGAAAUAAAAUCAUAUAGCUAAUUGAAUUCAUUCCUUCAGAUCUACAACUGAUGUAUUUAAUUGAUGAUGAUAAUGACAUUUGUGAUGAGUAAUAAACCAUAAUAUAUUAAAUCAUCAUGGUGUUUUUGUCUUUGUCGGUGUUUGAAAUGUGUAUAUUAAGACAUGUCUUCUUAUGCAACUGUUAUUCUUGGAAACAUUAUGAAUUUGGCUGAAUUUAAAUAACCAGCAUUUAUUUUUAACCAGCUGUCACUGCUAUAAUAGAAGUGGUCAUUUAUUUACAGUUGUGCCAAAGAACAUAUAUUGCCAAGAAGUGAAAGCCAAUAGUUUGUUCCAUUGCAACAUCAACACCUAGCAGCAAAGCUAAGCUUCUGCCAUUUUGGACUGAAAGCGACAACUGGACGUCAGUAAAACGUCCACCUACAAAGUGCAGUACAAAAGUAUAACUAAAUUAUUUCUAUUCUAUUGUCAUAUUCAAUGUCUCUACUGAAAUGGCCUGUGUUGAACAAUAAAAAUAUUAUAAAUAUAA
This is a messenger RNA of Sebastes umbrosus (honeycomb rockfish), 6920 nucleotides long. RefSeq names its product TBC1 domain family member 10B-like. The record is from RefSeq and is a predicted model, not a curated record. Lineage: Eukaryota; Metazoa; Chordata; Actinopteri; Perciformes; Sebastidae. The transcript is spliced from 10 exons. The coding region runs from base 541 to 3426 and encodes 961 amino acids.